Juglans microcarpa x Juglans regia is the source of this 2832-nucleotide messenger RNA. RefSeq lists its product as uncharacterized. Lineage: Eukaryota; Viridiplantae; Streptophyta; Magnoliopsida; Fagales; Juglandaceae. The coding region runs from base 679 to 2610 and encodes 643 amino acids. The record is from RefSeq and is a predicted model, not a curated record. The transcript has 4 exons.
UUCAUUCGCUUUUGGGCCUUUCCUUCAUUGGAGUCCAUCACGUAACUCCUUGCUUACUCACGUUGCUGCGAAUCGCUCUCCUUCUGCUUCUUCUUCUUCUUUCUCUGUCUUUCAGCCUCUGUAUGUCACCGGCCACUUCUUAGGAUCGCCGGCUUUUCAGAGAUUUUCUGUAAGAGAACAACCAUAGAUUUGCUCAUUGAGCUUUUAGUCUAUGUGCCACGAUCUUGAAUAUGAUAAUGAAUGGAAGAGUAGGAAACAGAAAAGAUUGAUUCCAGUCUUCAGGAACUACAAUCAUCUGCAGUUAUGUGCUCAUGCAAGUCGGUAGAACAAAUUAGCAAUCGGGAGGAAGAAUUAGCACUUGUCAAACUGCUGCAUUCUCUGUAAACGAAAUGGAUGUGGCUUUUUUCCCGUUAAGUUAGUGAAGGGUUAAUGAAGCUAUUUGAUUUUUCAGCAAGGAGCAAGAGAAGCUCCGGAGAUCUCUGCACAUCCUUAUUAACCAUUCUUAUUAAAGGGUUCUAUCCAAGAAACGUUAUCAGAUACUAUAUAACGUUCUUUCACCAAAAUAUUCUGUGCUGUUAGUGCUGACGUAUCUUAAAGAUGGACAGAUUAGAGUAGUAUGUUGUAAAAAGUGUUAUUGUAGUUGGGAUAUUUGGAGCUAUAGUGCACACUGUCAGGAGAAUGGAUCUGAACAAGAAGGGGGUACUGUUAUCUUAUGAUAAAGCAGUAAAAAGAAAUGACACCUUCGGAGAUAUUACUUUAAGCUUGAAUUGCCUUGGCUAUGGAGGUAGCAACACAGCUAGGUAUGGGUGUAAUCAAAGUAAUCCUGGAGUGAACUGUCUCAAUGCUUCUGAUGACAACUGCCGGUUGGUCCUUGGGUUGGGCCCAACACCAAGGGCAUGCCUUGAUAAUUAUCACAAUGCUGGCUGCAAGAAGAACAAAGGAUUUGCUACCACGAUGCCUCAGGGGUUGUCAUCUGAGGGUGACUCAACCCUAUGGCUCAGUCUUUCUGGAGGCGGUAACGAGUCUUUGAGUGUGCUUGAUAUCCCUGUUUCAACAGAGACUGAUUUUAAUACCUUCUCUUUCCCAAACCAAGUAUCUGCUGAAUAUGAUCAUCUUCCUGUUCCUGUUAUUGACGAGGGUUCUACCACUGCAAAGAAAUCAGGUGGCAUUCUUUUGGGUCCAAGAAGGGACUGUGCCCUGGUUUCAAUGCAAACACAAGAAGUUCUAGAGCUUGGGACUCAACCCCAGCCAAGCCAUGAAUCAUCCUCUACAACAGAGUUCUCAAUCGAGUACUCAAUUGGCACUAUAUCUGAGCAAGUAACUACUGGAGCAUCUUCAGACCACCAAACCAGCAAUUCUAAGAAAUGCAAAUUUUUGGGCUGCACAAAAGGAGCACGAGGGGCAUCUGGUCUUUGUAUUGGUCAUGGCGGCGGACAGAGGUGCCAAAAGCAUGGGUGCAACAAGGGUGCCGAGAGCCGAACUGCCUAUUGUAAGUCACAUGGUGGAGGUAAGAGAUGCCAAUACCUGGGUUGCACUAAAAGUGCUGAGGGGAAGACAGAUUAUUGCAUAGCACAUGGUGGUGGCAGAAGAUGCGGGUACUCAGGUGGGUGCAACAAGGCUGCACGAGGCAAGUCAGGCCUUUGCAUUAGACAUGGAGGGGGUAAGAGGUGUAAGGUACAAGGCUGCUCUCGGAGUGCUGAAGGACAGGCUAGUUUGUGCAUCUCUCAUGGGGGUGGACGCCGUUGCCAAUUCCAAGGAUGUACAAAGGGUGCGCAGGGGAGCACCAUGUUUUGCAAGGCACAUGGUGGUGGUAAGCGUUGCAUAUUUGCUGGGUGCACCAAAGGUGCUGAAGGGAGCACACCACUGUGCAAGGGACAUGGUGGGGGAAAGCGCUGCCUCUUUGAUGGUGGUGGGAUUUGCCCAAAGAGUGUACAUGGAGGCACGAACUUUUGCGUUGCCCAUGGUGGUGGAAAGAGGUGUGCAGUGCCUGACUGCACAAAGAGUGCACGUGGCCGCACAGAUUUUUGUGUUAGGCAUGGUGGAGGAAAGCGGUGCAAGUUUGAAAACUGUGGGAAGAGUGCCCAAGGGCGCACCGAUUUCUGCAAGGCUCAUGGCGGGGGAAAGCGGUGUGGUUGGUCAGAGGGGAAAUGUGAGAAAUUUGCGAGGGGUAAGAAUGGUCUAUGUGCCACUCACAGUAACAUGGUCCAAGAGCGGGAGAUGAAUAAGGGAGGCUUGUUUGCACCGCAACUCUUUCAUGGCAUUGUAACCGGUGCUUCAACUGCAGGGAGUGGUAAAAUUGUCGAUAGUAGUUCUUCCUCCAGAGCCAGUGUUGUACCCACCGGGGUUGAAUUGCUCGAAAGGCCAGGAAAAAGACAACAUCUCAUGUCCCCACAGGUAUUGGUUCCUCUAUCAAUGAAGUCAUCCUCAUCUAAUUCAAGUCUCUUGAGUGCUGAGAAGACAGAGGGAGGGAGGGAUGCCUUUGGAAUUGGCAUUAGCAGUGGCAGCGGGAACAAAAGCUCGGAGUUUAUGGUUCCGGAGGGGAGAGUCCACGGCGGGGGACUCCUGUCAUUGUUUGGUGGAAAUUUGAAGAAUGCAAUUGAUGGGAUAUGAAGUUGGUCCCUCAACUUGCAGAGUUUAUUUCACUUUAUGUUGUAAAUUAGGGACUUCUUAGUGGUUAACUGUGCAUAAGGUGUUGGAGCUUGCUUGAUCAAAGACUAAUAAUGUAUCUUUUGUCAUUUUGUUAGUUUUAAUAUUAUGGGCAAUUUUAUUGUAUUUGGAGAUUAUGUAAUAAUUGGCCAAGCCUUGGUUUCUUGGGUAUGAAACAGACAUUUA